Molecule: messenger RNA, 2757 nt
Organism: Strongyloides ratti
Lineage: Eukaryota; Metazoa; Nematoda; Chromadorea; Rhabditida; Strongyloididae
Product: Nuclear pore complex protein Nup153
Exons: 3
Coding region: 1-2757 (918 amino acids)
Biological process (GO): protein import into nucleus; RNA export from nucleus
Cellular component (GO): nuclear pore
Molecular function (GO): structural constituent of nuclear pore
Source: RefSeq, a predicted model, not a curated record
AUGAAUUCACCAAAUGAUAAAUCAAAUUCUGGAUGGUAUAAAUCACUAUGUAGAUAUAUCAAUAGUAUAAAUUCAGUCAAAUCCGAAGUUGAUUCAAACUUAGAGGAACAUUCGGACAGUGAUUCUACCAAAUUUAAGUCUCCUAUUAAAGAUAAUAAAAAGAAUUUUACUUAUUUAACACCAAAAGUAGAUCGUUUAUCGGAUGGAAAAUUUAAAGGUACUGAACCUAGUCUGGAUUACAAAAGUGUUUUCAAAUCAAAUACAAGGAAACGGCCAAUGUUAACACCAUCAACUGAAAUAAAAACAGGACUUGAUAGAAAAUGGCUUAAACUGAAUGAUGAAGUGUACCAAGAUUAUGUACAUGUAGAUACACCCUUUCCAUUUGUAAAGAAUUCUAGAUUAUUGGAUCAUUCAAAUGAUGUUGAAGAAAAUAAUAUAAAAAUUAAACUUAUUGAGGACGAAAAAGAUUUAUUGAGGCGUUCCAUUUCACAUAUUGUUCAUGAAGAAGUUAGGAAAAUUGCUGAUUUAGAUGACAAAGGACCUUUUGGAUGUCUAUCAAAAAGAGCAUCACCUUCAAUGUUUGCUUAUACUGCAUCAAAUCGUUCCAUGAAUGAAAGGAAGAGUCUUUUUACACCAACAAGAGCUCAUCUUCUAGCUACAAACGUAAGUAAAACAAGUUUUUCUAGGUGGAAUAAACCUUUGAAAUUAAAUGGUAAAUCACAUAAUGAUAAUGUUGAAAAAAACGGUGAGAAAGGUGAAGAAAAAAAAACUGUAAAGAGAAAAAAUGUAUUUAGUGCGAACUUUGAUGAUGAAGAGAUUUUUGAACCAAAAAUUUCUAAAAAAGAUGCUAACGAAGAUUCUGUUGUUUUAGUUCAAAAGCCAAAAGUUACGAAUUUGGCUUAUACGUUUUCAAAUCCUUUGAACCGUGGACCUUUGUGUUCAAAAUGUAAAGUUCCUAUAGAAAAUAAAGAAAUUCCUGAUUCUGAAGUUUCAGCUGCAUCAUCACCAGAUUAUUCAAAAGAAGUGACGACAGAAGUAACAUUCCCUAGUAAACCUAAAUCUAAAUUAUGGUCUUGUCAAGCUUGUUAUGUAAACAAUAGUGAAGACAAAAAUGAAUGUGAUUGUUGUAAAACUCCAAAAGGUGAAACAUUACCAGUUUCAGCUCCUUCAAAGGAUUGGAGCUGUCCUGACUGUAUGGUUAAAAACAAAGAAGCAGAUUUGAAAUGUGUCUGUUGUACGGCAGCAAAACCAGGUACAAAAACUGAAGGAAACAAAAAAUGGACAUGUGAAACUUGCUUAGUUCCAAAUGAUGGAGAUAAAGAUAAUUGUGUUUGUUGUGAUACUCCAAGAGCUUCAUCGAAUGUCGUGGCAGAAAAGCCUGCACCAAAAACUCUUAAAGCAACUACGUUUACACCUACAACUGGAAACUUUACAUUUGGCUUUUCAGCUGGUUCCGUUAAAAAUAAUGAAAAUAACUCAAAUAUUUUUGGAACAUUAUCUAAUACUACCACAAAUACAUUUGAAAAUUCUAAUGAUGAAAAUAUAAACAAGGAAAAGGAUAGUGUGGGUGUUUCUAUGCUUAACGGUAAUGGAUUAGCUAGUGAAAAAGAAAGCAACAAAGAAUCAAGCAAUUUCUCUUUUGGUUUAAAACCAGCCGAUUCAACCACAACUGUCUUGAAAUCUCCAAAUACUACAAAUGUAAAUUUAUUUUCAAGCUCAACUGUAGAAACAAAGACAAUAGAUAACACAUCAACAAUAUUUGGUACACCAUCUUCUUCUAAAAAUUCUGGUGUUUCAUCAGUGGUUACUCAACCCGCUACAAAUAAUGAAAAUGAAGUUAAAAACACAGCAUCUUUUUUGGAUAAUUCUACUAAAAAUAGUACUUCAACAAAUUCCUUCUUUGCAACUUCGUUUAAACAACAAAAUCCAACAUCCACUUCUAUUUUUGGCACUCAAAAGCCAAAUGAAUCUACUACAGAAUCAAUAUUUGGAGCUUCAAAACCAGUAGAAACUAGUAGUACAUCUUUAUUUGGCUCUAGCAUAUCAGCUCAACCAAAUAAUGUUUCUGUUGUAGAACCCCCAAAACAAAGCUUAUUUUCUAUGGAGAAAAAAAAUGAAAUCGGUUCAAAUGUACUAUUUGGUACAAAAACAGAAGGAGGAAAUAGUUUAACUUCGCCCUUGUUUGGUUCACAUUCUCAACAACCAAUUAGUAAUACUAAUUCAACAUCACUGUUUGGUUCUGCUGGAAAUAAUGGAACAGCUUCUUCAAGUGGUCUUUUUGGACAAAACGCUAGCUCAUCAGGGACGGCAAACAGCUUAUUCCAGUCACCUUUCUCUCAACCACUAACCAAUAAUGUACCGUCUAAUCCUUUUGGAUCAUCGGUUUCAACAAAUAAUUCAACAACAACUAGUUCUUUUGGUACUUCGGCAUCAACUAAUCAGCAGCCGUCAAGUGGUUUUAAUUUUGGAUUCAAUGAUACAGUCCAAGCAAAUCGUUCAGUAGGAUUUAAUUUUGGUUUACAAACACAAAACAAUUCUACAACUAUGGGAAAUCCAAAUGAAAUUAAAGGCUUUGAUUUUGGUUCAGCACCUCAAUCAUUUGAUUUUGGAAACAGGAGUUCCAGUUUCCAAUUUGGUUCAACAAACCCUGUAGCAAAUGUUUUCUCGUCAUCAUCUCCUGCUUCAAGUGCUGCCCCGUCGCCUAUAGUUGGAAGAAGAAUUGCUCAAGCAAAAAGAAAAGGGGUAAGAAGAAUGUAA